Diospyros lotus (date-plum) is the source of this 2335-nucleotide messenger RNA. RefSeq lists its product as uncharacterized. The record is from RefSeq and is a predicted model, not a curated record. Bases 648 to 1706 code for a protein of 352 amino acids. The transcript has a single exon. Lineage: Eukaryota; Viridiplantae; Streptophyta; Magnoliopsida; Ericales; Ebenaceae.
CUCUAUUCGAGUUUGACCCGUUGCCACCCACCAUAAUCAGCUAGCUAGCGUUUGGUCCUUCAAUUCGCUCCAAUGGCGACCCCACCCUGCAGUAACCUCGGGGGGGCGGGAAUAUUAGUCCAUAUCUGAGAGAUCAGGUGAAAGAGAGCUUGAUCAGAUUGCAUCUCUUUUAGAGCUCAUCACCCAUCAAUUAAAGCUCAAUAAAUAGUCUCUCUUCUUUAACUCAAUCGAUCUCUCCUUUUCUUCUUCUCCAUCGAUCGCCAGAUCAUCAUCGAUCACACAGAGAAAUUCAGACCCUCCUCUCCCUCUAUUUCUUAAUUAAUUGGUGCAGUUACUGAAUAUUUCUUCAUCUCUUGUUUGGAAAAGCUUUUUUCUUGCUUUUCUUUUCCAGAGAUAAGUGACAAAGAGAGAGAAAUACAGGAAGACUAAGCUGUCGGAGAUUCCAAUAUAUGUGAAUUAUUAAUUGCAGAGAUCAGAGCUCUAAAUUAAGGCUGUUUUCGAAGAUAUUGUGAUCUCAUCGUAAAUUUGUUGCUAGCUAGCUCUCAGAUUCUCCACUUUUUCCUCUCUUUCAAAAGUUUCCAACAAUCACCAUCGCUUUGCAGCUCACUUUCUGCCAAAAAAAAGAAAAGAAAAGAAAAGAGUGAUUAAUGGAUUCUGGCAACAGCUCGGCCGGCAGCAUGCAGUCCUCCAGCGGCGGCGACGAUGAGUUCGAUUCUCGGCCGGGGACCGUCUCGUCGUCUUUCUUCAACCCUUCUUCCUCCUUCGGCGGCGGCUCAGUCUCAAUCCGCGGCCAGCGACCGCCUCCCACGGCGCCGUUUGACAGUCUUGGAGCCUUUUCACAUUCACCCAAUGAAGACCCAAAUUUGGUUUGGUCCAGGGGGCUAAGAUCCGAUCCCAAUUACAUCAACCUCGGCGAUCUCACCGCCUUGUCGUCUUCUUCGUCGUCACUGUUAGGGUUUCAAGGUCUAAGCUCAUCAUCCAUGUCCAAGACAACACCAUCAGGCGACGGAAAAGGCGGAAAAGGGACACCGGCGCCGGGGUCCGAUCAGACCAACGUGCACAAGAACCCCCGGAAGCGGACCAGAGCAUCCCGGCGGGCGCCCACCACCGUCCUAACCACCGACACUUCGAAUUUCCGGCAAAUGGUGCAGGAGUUCACCGGCAUCCCGGCACCGCCGUUCUCCGCCUCGCCGUAUUCCCGCCGGCUGGAUCUUCUCGGCAGCCCCCUUUAUUCUUUCCGAUCAUCUCCAGCCCAGAAGGUCCAACUUCAACCACCAGUACCCUUUCUAUCCUCUUCUCCAUUGCUUAGCUCUACAAUGGUUGAUGCCAACACCACUAUCGCCAUUCCAAAUUCCGAUCCUUCCAGUACCACUUUCGCUUCAAGCAGCUACAAGCUAAUUCCACCUGAUCUAGGCCUCAUGCAAAACCCAGUUCUCAGCUUCCAGCCUCUUUUUCAAUCCGAACCAGGUUUAGGAUCAAAAUCCCAAGGAAAUUCAGCAAUUCUUCCAGCUCUUGAUGAACUGGGUCUGAAUAAUCAUGGACAUAUGAAUCCAAACCUCGGUGUGUUUCAAAGCCAUGGCGGCUUCAAGCUCAACAGCUCGGCCUCUGGAUCAUCAUCAGUUCAUUUCCACCCAGAAAAGGGUUCGGAAAAUGUUUUCUCUCGGAAUGAAGGUGCUGUUGAUUCCUGGAUUUGUCCUUCUGAAUGAGGAUAUCUUACAUGCAACAGUAAGUAAUUAAACUGUUUCCAUAUAGCAUUUACAUAUUUAUUAUAUAUAUUGAGGAAACUACAGAGAGUACACGGAAGAGAUUUGCAGUGGUGGUGGUGGUGGUGACUGAUCUCAGCCUCUGGUUUUUGAUUAAUUAUGUGAAGCUGAGUCCAUGGCUUGAGAUUCAGCAUCAUCGAUCAUCAUCGUCACCAUCACAUCGCCCAUGGCAAGUUAAAUGUAAAUCUAUAGCUUAAUUAAUUACAUAUACUUUCUUCUUUUGUAAUCUUGAUAUGAAACAUAUCCUUGCAGAGAAGGAUUAUAUGGAGAAUUUAGUCUGUAAUCUCGAUGAAACACCAAAUGGAAUUUUUGCAUUUCAGAAAGAGAUUCUCAUGCUUCAUGCUUGUGUAAAAGUCCGAAACAUGUGGAUCAACAUUUUGACGCUUUGAAGAGAAACCUUAACUACAAACCUGUCAUGCUGUCCCGUACCCAAAUAAUUUGCUGCUUAAAUCAAUCAACUUUUUAUGUUUUCUAGAAUGAAAAAAAAUUAAGAACACAUUUACCGCCUUAAUUAGAACUACUUUGAUAUGUUCCUAGCUUCUUUCUUCUUCUUUUUUUUUUUUCAUUUCUCC